Aspergillus piperis CBS 112811 is the source of this 887-nucleotide messenger RNA. Its product is annotated as putative SNF7 family protein Fti1/Did2. Bases 116 to 751 code for a protein of 211 amino acids. Gene Ontology annotation, biological process: protein transport; endosome transport via multivesicular body sorting pathway; late endosome to vacuole transport. Gene Ontology annotation, cellular component: ESCRT III complex; multivesicular body. The transcript is spliced from 2 exons. Lineage: Eukaryota; Fungi; Ascomycota; Eurotiomycetes; Eurotiales; Aspergillaceae. The record is from RefSeq and is a predicted model, not a curated record.
CUUUUGACCCCAAACUUCCUAUCUCUUCCAUGCGCCCAAGCCUCACUUUUUGCCUAGAUACCCUUUUUGUGCCCACUCUAUUUUUCGUCACCUGUUCCUUCAGUCCUAGAACAAAAUGGUUCGGAAGGAUCCUAUCUUUGAAGCCCGCACCAAUGUCAAGCUACACUCUAAUCGACUGAAAAAGGAGGCCGCCCGUGCGGAAGCGACCUUUAAAUCCGAGAAAGCUAAGGCCGACAAGGCCAUGAAAAACCGCGAAUUUCAGAUCGCCCGCAUCCAUGCCGCUUCUGCCGUACGAGAAAAACGCAGACAGGUGACCCUCAAGGCGGAGGCUGCUAGAGCAGAUGUUAUUAUCAACGAGCUCAAGGCUGCGCAGAGCACUCGGGACACGUCUCGAACGCUUGCAUUGGCAUCACGGGGCUUGGAUGCUGCUUCCAAGAGUGUAAAUCUUGAGAGCUUGGUUUCCCAUGCGAACAAUUUCCUGGCGCGCUCCGAAGAUUUCAAGAUUGCUAGCAGUGCGAUCGAGGAUGUUGCGCAAGGGAUCUCUAUGCAGGAGAAUGGCGCAGAGGGUGAAGCUGAUGUGGAUCGCCUGAUGGAGCAACUUGCUGAUGACGCUGGGGUGGAUCUCCGGAUGGCGUUGGAGCAGGAUGCUGCUGCUGCUCCUAAGGAGGAGGUUAAGGCUCCGAAACAAGUUGACACUGAAGUUGAGGAUGGUUUGGAUGCUAGGCUACGAGCUCUCAGGGCGACCAACUGAAUUUUGAACUACUUCGUUUCUAUCGUCCUCUACUGUCACGUUAACUUUGGCCUUGUACUUGUUGAUAUGCUUUCGGAUUCGGCGAACUAUUGGGGUAACUAACAGCGCGUUGGGUAUUUUUAGGGUUGAGGUUCAG